AUGGACUCGCAGGGUGUUCCUCGGUUCUCUAGCUUUCGCCGCCCCGAUGCUGCUCCAGCCGACGUCACCGGCGCGGGCCCUGGUGACGAACGAGCGUCGUCGCCGAAUUAUGGUCGUCGUCGUCGCAAUGGUCGACGUGAAAGCAGACGUGAAGGCAGAAGAGAGCGCCGACGUCUGAUUGAAGAGCAGCAACGUGAAGGAAGCCAACAUUCGCUCGUUACUGAAAGCGAUGGAGAGAACGUGACGGGCACCCCGGCAAACGCGACAAACGCCCAUCCGAAUGCCAACCAUGCCACCAUCGCAGCCACCUCUCCCCCCGGAGAACACCCUCUCUACCUCGAAGAUGCUCGAGGCGACCCCCGAGUCGCUACCUACGGAAUUUCUCAAUAUGAUGUUCCCUCCUAUUAUCGCCAGGGCGGUAGUCUUGUUCUCGGUACCUCAGGUCAGCGCAUAACUCUCGAGUCUCGUCAUGAAAACGCCCUUGUACUCCACAUCCCCUCGGGACCAGCAGGAGACAGGCCCCUCCAUGCUAUGAAUAUCUCACGUUUGCCUGAAUACCCGCGUGAUCAAAUUCGCCCCAAUCCUACAGCCACGGCUAAUGAGUUUAUCACCCCCGAACACCUGCGUGAUUUCAUCUCUACUGAGGCCCCGUCGCAGCCCGGUGCUCCCGCAGAUGAAAAUCAAUUCAAGGACUAUCGUGCUGUUGAAAUCCCUGGUCAAUCCCGAACGGCCACAAUCGAAGAUUUCGAUGGCAAGAACGCCGCUUUCGCUGCGGCUGAAGCUGAAGCUCUGGCACGCAAUGCCGAGCUAACCAAGAUGGUAGAGUGUGAUCCUCAGGACAUCUCCACGUGGUUAUGUCUUGCCGAGCACCAAGAGCUUGUCAUCGCUGGUACACGAUAUGAUGACCGUCCCCUGGAUUACUCUGAAAUUCAGCUUGUGGCCAAGGCUAAACUGUCUGUGUAUGAACAAGCGAUCCAGGUGAACUCUGGAAAUCACAGUCUAGAUCAUCUCCUCCUUGGCCGUAUGGAGGAAGGUGCAAAGAUCUGGGACUCUGAUGAGCUCGAUCGUGAGUGGGAAAAAGUUCUCUCCUCCCACUCUGAAUUUCUCAGUUUGUGGAUCGAAUACCUUGACCACCGCCAGACUGAAUCGGCAAGUUUCUCCUUGGAAACUUGCUACAAGACCUACCGACACUGCUUGCAGUUGGCCAACGAAUUCGGCUUUGGGUUGUACAAAAAUCAGAUCAGAUCGUACUUGUUCCUCCGUAUGACCCUGCUCCUUCGGGAGUCGGGUUACGCAGAACUUGCCGUCGGUCUCUGGCAGGCAGUCCUCGAGUUUACAUGCUUCCGACCCACUCAUCUCACGGAUCGGGAUCAGACCCUCAAACAAUUCCAAGAUUUGUGGGCACCUUCCAAUGCGCGGAUCGGAGAGCGCGGGUGGAAAGCUUGGAACAGUGGAGAGGCAUCCCGGCGCAUGGAUGACGACCGCCAUAACUUCGGACCCGUCGCUAGUCUCCCAGACUUGUUUGGAACUUGGGCUAAAGCUGAAAGGGAGCUCAUGAACAAAGGCCAACUGCCGAAUCACUCCUUUGAUAAAAGCAUACCCUGGGACCCACCUUUCCGGGCAGUCUUGUAUCACGAUGCCAAGCAGAUACUGCCCUAUUUCUGGGAUUGCACGGAUAACUUCCAUCCCUUGAUCAAUGGGUUCCUUUACUUCUCGCAUCUUCCUGCGUUGGCGUCGGAAGAAAACAUACGCGGCACCCGCUUGUGGAGUGGUGAUGAGUUCCUUCGGAACGAGUACAUGGAUGAUUCUCAAAACACCAUCGCGGACUGGAUCAAGUUACAGCAAUCAGGCGAAACGACUGCCAACGAGCCUUUUGCGUUUCCUCACCAGAACUUUAUUCACAUGACAGACACCCUUUUCGCGGAUCCCGAGCAUUGGUUCUCCUCUCUCUCUAAGUGGGCUGAGAACACCUCUCACCCAUCAUCCGUCAUUGAUCAACACUUCACACGUCGAGUGGUUUACGGUCUAGCUGAUCAAUGUGGCGAUCAAGAAUUAGCUGAAUACUCUAUUGCACUCACCUUUGCUUGCGACAAAAACAUGGGCAAGAGAUAUGGAAAACAUGUCCAGAAACAGCAAACCACAAACCUGAAGAUUAUGAAUACGACCGCGCUCAUGCAGUGGCGUACCGAGAACUACGAUCAGGCCACCAAGGCUUGGUCGAAUGCAUUGACGAUUUCUCAAGGCUUCAACAGCACAGAGGUCGUGGGCUCUGCCUUAAUCUGGAUCUCGUGGAUCUGGGAACUUCUUCACACAGGGCAAGUCGGCCGAGUGGCCUACCUGUUACAGGCAAUGCCAUCCGGAGAAGUCGAUAUGCAAGCUUAUGCGGCAGCUGAUGAGAUCAAUAUCACACCCGCCAGCUUUCUUCGGCUCGACCGUUUCCUAAUGGCUGCACAGCAGAGCGCCUUUAACUUCGCCAACUCACAGGCUUACGCAGCAUACACCGAUUGCCACGCCAUUGCUCUUUACAUUAUGGGUGAUCCACUCACGUCUAUUCUCAAAGACUAUGACAUUGCGUUCGCUGCACUUGACAAGCUUCCAGAGGACACCAAGGUCUUCACAGGUGAGAUCCUGCAUCAAUCCCGAGCCCGGUUUAUCCACAUGUGGGUGGAGACAAAGAGAGGCCAGUUCAGCCCGCGCGAAAUUCGUGAGCGUUUACUCCAAAGCUUGCAAUGGUGGCCCCAUAACACGCUUUUCUUGUCUUUGUUCAAGUGGAAUGACGCACGGGUUAUCAUGAUGGACCGCACUCGCGACAUCUUUGAGGUCGCCGGAAGAGGUGCGAACGCUUCGAACGACCCCAACAACCUCCACCGGGUGCCCAUCACAACCCAUCUCUUUAGCAUCUACAUCGAGAUGGGGCGCCCAGUGACUUUUGGAUCGACCUCCCACUCGAUCCGAGCAGCAUUCGAGCGGGCCCUUGCCGGCGCGGGUACCUCCGUCGGAAAGAUCCCACCCCGCAAGCAUGUCUACGAGCUGACGAGUUCCGUGUCGGCCCAGAACAGCCUCACUUUGUGGAGGCUCUACUUCCUGUUUGAGCUCUACGCCGAGCAGAAUGUGACCCGCGCCCGCGAAGUCUACUUCCGGGCCGUGCGCUCCUGCCCUUGGGCAAAGGAGCUGUACAUGCUCGGGUUCGAGCACCUCCGCGCCGACUUGACCGCGGCGCUCCCCGGCUCUCGGGGGACUUCCGGGGACUGGCCACCCCCCCAGGGACUCACCAUCCCUGAGCUCCGUGCUAUGUACAUGGAGAUGGCGCGACGUGGACUCCGGAUCCACCACACCGUGGAUGGGUACUGGGGGCGCAAGGACGCGAACGGUGAGGUGAAGGAGGAAGGCCACGACGAACAGGUGGUGAAGAUGGAGGGCGCUGAGAUGUAA
Messenger RNA from Penicillium brevicompactum, 3432 nucleotides. RefSeq lists its product as uncharacterized. Gene Ontology annotation, biological process: regulatory ncRNA-mediated post-transcriptional gene silencing; negative regulation of RNA catabolic process. NCBI's taxonomy places the organism in Eukaryota, Fungi, Ascomycota, Eurotiomycetes, Eurotiales, Aspergillaceae. The coding region runs from base 1 to 3432 and encodes 1143 amino acids. The record is from RefSeq and is a predicted model, not a curated record. Gene Ontology annotation, cellular component: catalytic step 2 spliceosome. The transcript is spliced from 2 exons.